Messenger RNA from Notolabrus celidotus (New Zealand spotty), 1207 nucleotides. RefSeq names its product Ts translation elongation factor, mitochondrial (gene tsfm). Gene Ontology annotation, molecular function: protein binding; translation elongation factor activity. Lineage: Eukaryota; Metazoa; Chordata; Actinopteri; Labriformes; Labridae. Gene Ontology annotation, cellular component: mitochondrial matrix. The coding region runs from base 91 to 1020 and encodes 309 amino acids. The transcript is spliced from 6 exons. Gene Ontology annotation, biological process: mitochondrial translational elongation. The record is from RefSeq and is a predicted model, not a curated record.
UCUUUUGGCUCUACGCGGCUUCCGUACGCAGCGUGGAUUUCAAUGACAUUUUGAGCUUUCAUAAGACACUGCACUUGUACAGACUGAAAGAUGUCGUUAACCCUUUUAUUUAAAACAAUAACAAGAGAUGUUGCAAAGGUCGGUUUCUGCCACCAUGUGCAGUCUUUACACACUGGUUGUCAGCUCCUGGCUGCUGAGAAAGCCCUCCUGAUGAAACUGCGCAAAUCAACCGGCUAUACCUUCAUAAACUGCAAAAAAGCACUGGAGAAGUUUGAUAAUGAUAUAAAACAGGCAGAGACAUGGCUGCAUGAGCAGGCCCAGAAAGAGGGCUGGAGCAAAGCAAACAAACUGGAGGGUCGUAAAGCCAAAGAGGGUCUUAUUGGGCUCUUCAUAGGAGAAAAGGCUGCAGUUAUGGUGGAGGUUAACUGUGAGACAGACUUUGUUGCCCGUAAUGAGAAGUUCCAACAGCUGGUGAAGGAUGUGGCGUUUGCUACCAUGGCUCAUCACCAGAAUAAAACCCAAAGUAAACAGGGAUACGUGAAGAGUGCUCUGUCGGGUGAAGAGGUUUGCAAACUCAGUGUGGAUGAAGGAGCUUCACUUGCUGACCGUGUGGCUCUAACAAUAGGUCGUCUUGGUGAGAACAUGUCGAUAAAGAGGGCAGUGACCCUGAGUGUCCCAGCUGAGUGGGGCGUCGGCUCAUACGUACAUGGUGGUGUGAGCGGCCAGACUGAAGUGGCCAUGGGUCGAUAUGGUGCUCUGGUUGUAUUUCAGGGAGGAAAUGAGGGAGAGCAGAAUACUCUAGGGCGUAAGCUGGGACAGCAUGUAGUUGGAGAAGCUCCUGAGUCCUUGGGAAACAUGGACGACCUCCCCUGUGGGGAAAGUGAGACCCGGCUGCUGCCUCAGACCUUCCUGGGAGACCCCAGCAGGACUGUGGCACAGUUCCUCACGGGGCAACAAGCUCGAGUGCUGGACUUUGUCCGAUUUCAGUGUGGUGAGAUGACUAGUGAAGACUCAAAAUGAAAGGACAAAUUAUUCAUUUAGAGGGAUUUAUCACAAAUUUCUAUUUCAGAUGAAGUGCAACUAACUAAUUAUUCUUGGACAUUCAGUACAACAAUUACAUGAAUUUAAAGCAGAAUAUGUAGGCAUGCCCACACUGAUGCCUGAUGAAAUAAUGAAUCCAACAAUAAAAUAUUUCCUUUUUUUUAAA